Messenger RNA from Nezara viridula (southern green stink bug), 1299 nucleotides. The record is from the annotation of a GenBank genome assembly. Lineage: Eukaryota; Metazoa; Arthropoda; Insecta; Hemiptera; Pentatomidae.
CACAAAUCAAAAUUUUGUAUCUAGAUUCACUUUCUAAAAUUAUCCUAUUAUUAUUGAUUUAUUUUUUUUUUUAAUGAAAAUUCCAAGUUUUAUGGCAUUGAUUUUUUUGCUAUUCCUAAUCUGCAAUAUAGGUCAUGCUUUAAGUCUUUACAGGGAUUCCUCGGGCAACGAUACUCGACUUUCAUUCACAAGCAUUCUUUUCAGGCAUGGUCAACGAAACCCCAAUGCAUUCUACCCUAAGGAUCCUUACAUAGACAUGUCGUACUGGCCUGAUGGGUUAAAAAUGCUAACGAAAAAAGGUAAACUUCAGGAAUAUGAGCUAGGUCAAUGGCUAAGGAGGCGCUACGAAUCUCUAAUACCAGAUGGGAAAUAUUCUGAAGAGUUAGUUUACGUACAAAGCACAGAUGUCGACCGGACUUUGAUGAGCGCCCAGGCAAACCUUGCGGGACUUUUCUACCCUAGAAAAGAAGAGAUGUGGAGCGAUCUACCUUGGCAGCCCAUACCGGUACACACUGUUCCAAAAAAACUAGACAAGCUCUUAUCAAUGGGAUUUCCAUGCCCAAGAUUAAUAGAGGAAGACCACGCAGUGAAAAAAUCUGACUUUCUCAAGAAGUACAACGAAGAACACAAAAAACUCUACAAGUAUCUAACAAAAUACACAGGAGAAAAGAUAAAAGACCCCAAAAGCUGUGAUUUAAUUUACACUAAUUUAUUAAUUGAGUCACAAACCAUAAAUAACUUUACGAUCCCAGAUUGGGCAAAAAAGGUUUAUCCAGACACACUACACAAAAUAGGUGGUUUUAGUUUUGCCCUACCGACAAGUACAACAAUUCUGAAACGACUGCGAGGAGGUCCACUAUUGAAGGAAAUAAUAACUCAUAUGAAGCAGAAAAGAAAUGGAAUAUUGUUUCCAAACAGAAAUCUGUGGAUCUAUUCUGGACAUGACGAUACUGUAGCAGCUCUGCUCAACACUAUGGGAGUCUUCGAACAACACAUGCCACCUUUUACAGCAACAGUCAUGGUAGAUUUGAGGAAAAAUAAAAACAACAAAUUUUUUGUCGAGAUAUAUUACAAGAACUCAACAGAGGAACCGUUCCUCCUCACCAUUCCAGGGUGUACUCCAACUUGCCCAUUAGAUGAUUUUGAAGCACAUUUAUCAGAGGUCAUUCCAGAAAACUGGGAUGCUGAAUGCCAAGUCAACUGAUAAAACAGCCCACAUUCCUAACAACGAUACAUUUAAAAGAAAAGUCAUUUAUAGUUAAAAGUACAUAAGCAAUAUUUUUAUGUUUUUAAAUAGAA